AUGGAUAGUACUGCAGCUGUGUCGUUGCUGCUCUUCAUUAUUACUAUCUACAUAUUCAGAUUAAUAAUCAUUUUACCCUGUUGCCAUGAUUUUAACUAUGACUAUGAUAAGGUAAACAAUGCCAACAAGACGACAGGUAGAAAAAAAAAUAUAAUAAAUGAAAUCCAAAAUAAAGGUAUGAAAAAUUUACACUUAUUUAUAUUUUUAGGAUCCGGUGGACAUACUGGUGAAAUGUUAAGAUUACUCCUACAGUAUAAAGAUAUUUUACUUAAUAAAGAUACUAUAUUACAUGUCGGUUAUUCUGAUAUUGAAUCCCUGAAUAAGAUAAAACAUCUAUCUGGUUCGUUUAAUUGUAAAAUUAACUAUUAUCGAUUUCAAAAAGCAAGAGAAGUAAACGCGAAUUUCACCUCGAGUUUUAAGACCAUCUUUAUAACAAUGUUAACUUCUUUUCUUCAUAUAGCGAAGAUUAAGUAUCAAAUGUUAAACAAUCCGCAUUUGGUUCUUUUAAAUGGACCAGGCACAUGUUUUAUAAUUACUGUGUGGUUUAAAUUAUUGGAUUUAAUUUUAUUAGCAACAAGUUCGAAUAUUGUAUAUAUUGAAUCUUUAGCCAGAAUUAAUACUUUUAGUUUAACUGGGAAAUUACUAUAUUGGAUAGUAGAUGAACUGAUUGUUCAAUGGCCUGAAUUACAAGCUAAAUAUCCAAAAGCAAAAUACUUCGGCAUACUUGUCUGA
This is a messenger RNA of Arxiozyma heterogenica, 732 nucleotides long. RefSeq names its product N-acetylglucosaminyldiphosphodolichol N-acetylglucosaminyltransferase anchoring subunit ALG14 (gene ALG14). Gene Ontology annotation, molecular function: N-acetylglucosaminyldiphosphodolichol N-acetylglucosaminyltransferase activity. The record is from RefSeq and is a predicted model, not a curated record. Gene Ontology annotation, cellular component: UDP-N-acetylglucosamine transferase complex. The coding region runs from base 1 to 732 and encodes 243 amino acids. The transcript has a single exon. NCBI's taxonomy places the organism in Eukaryota, Fungi, Ascomycota, Saccharomycetes, Saccharomycetales, Saccharomycetaceae. Gene Ontology annotation, biological process: dolichol-linked oligosaccharide biosynthetic process.